Messenger RNA from Ceraceosorus bombacis, 1828 nucleotides. The record is from the annotation of a GenBank genome assembly. Lineage: Eukaryota; Fungi; Basidiomycota; Exobasidiomycetes; Ceraceosorales; Ceraceosoraceae.
AUGGCACCCACAGCUACGAACGGAGCCGACAUCGCAGCGGUGGCCUCGGCAGAGGCAACGGCGAAUGGGCAUGGAGCGAGUGCAGGCAAAGCAGCGCAGCUGAGCCAUUCCCAUGGCAACUCUUCCGCUCGAGGCAAGACAUCGAGCGGUGGAGUAGACAUCCAGUCCAUGUUGUCCGAAGCUGCGCUUCGUCGACCUCCUUCCGCCAUCCGUUCGCUGUUUCCAGCAGAACUCAUUCCAGGCAUGUUAUCCUUCCUAGCCGGCAAACCCAACCCUUCCACUUUUCCCAUCGAUGCCGUCUCCAUCAAUGUCAAGCCCACACCUGGGGCGCCCGAGCAAUCCACGCAGCAAAUUUCUGUCAGCGGAAAGGACCUGGAAGCGGGAAUGAACUAUGGUCCGACAGCGGGUAUCAAGGGUCUGAACGAUUGGCUCGUCGCUUUUCAGACCCGCAUUCAUGGCAGAGAGAUGGUGCAACAGCAGGCGCACGGCAAAGCGAAGUGGCGCGUGACUGUCGGAAACGGCUCGCAAGAUCUGCUCACCAAGGUGCGUUGAGAUCGCACGACGCGCACGCUGAUGCUGCACUCGGGGCCUUGCAACUUUGCAGUCAGCAGUCCGCCUUCAUCUGCUGAUACGCAGUCAAUCCCGCUACGCAGACCUUCACAGCGCUCCUCAACCCAGGCGACUCCAUCCUGGUCGAGAGCCCAGUCUACACGUAAGUCCUGAAGAGUCGCAAAGCACCUCUUCACGGCUGACAAGCUCCUAGCGACUGGUUUACAACAGCGGUAUCCUACCACAAUUGACUGUGGCUCAGGCCUUCAUGGCCCCGGUUCAGUCAGACGCCGAAGGCAUGUGCCCAAAGUCUCUGCUCUCAGUCUUGUCCAACUGGCACACCGACGAAAAGACAAAGUCUCAUCCUUUUCCAAAGUUCGUCUACACGGUACCCACUGGAGCGAACCCAGCGGGCACAACUGCCUCGGAGCAGCGCAAGAGGGACGUGCUCUCUGUGGUAAGACGAUUCAAUGUCUUGUUGUUGGAGGACGACCCGUAUAUUUUCCUCAGCUUUGAAGGUCUGGGCCAGGACCCAGUCACGCGCAAAAGGGUCAGGAGCUACUGGGAUUUGGAAAGGGACGAAAGCGAUGCGCUGGGCGAUGGCUUCGUCGUGCGCUUCGACAGCUUCUCAAAGGUGAGCUACGGCUUCUUACAAGCAAUACGAGGGGAGACUAGAAUUGACCUCGUCAGUACUGGCAUUUCUCUACACCUCUAGAUCAUCGGCGGAGGUUUAAGAUUAGGCUUCAUGACGGGUCCCGAUGCACUGAUAGACGCAGUCGACCUCGACUCUUCGUCUGCGAACUUGCAACCCUCAGGAUUAGCGCAAGCGGUGAUUUACAGGCUUUUGCAGCACUGGGGCCCCGAAGGCUUGUUGCGUCACGUAGACUCCGUAGCAUCCUUCUACCAAGCUCGUAGAGAUGCUUUCGAAAGGCACGCUCAGAAGAUUCUGGGCAGUGCAGGUGGCAAGGUGGCGGUGGCGGAGUGGGUCACACCAGUAGCUGGCAUGUUUCUUUGGUUGAAGCUCAAAUUGCCACCUAGCGCAGCUUCUGUUCAAGCUGGCACGCCGGAUCAAGGAGACAGCUUUGCGCUCAUCACUGAGAAAGCAAGGGCAAAGGGCAUCCUCGCUGUGCCUGGGAUCGCUUUCUUGCCAGGAUCGGACGCUGAUACGCCCACGCCAUACGUGCGCGUCAGCUUCUCCAUUCUCGAGGAGGAACACUUUGCAGAGGCGUUGCAAAGGUUGAGAGCCGUAGUGGAGGAGGCUCAGAACGAGUCCAAGUAG